AUGCAAUACCAACGUGCACUUUGGGUAAAUCGCUUCCUGAAGGAGCAGCUGGCAGCUCAAACGCGAGGGCUGUCUUUGAAGGAGAUUGAAGAGGCGCAAGGCCAGAUCCAAACCAGGAUGCGGCAAGCCACCCGGCUACAGGCCUGGACGACCUCUCAGGGGCCAGAUCCAGGCGGAGCCAGGACCAUCUUCGCCAAGUCGCCGAGAAGGAGCCAGACACAGCAGGCACGGCCACAGGUCGUUUCGUCCUGCGAGGUGAAUCGAAGGAGGGCGCAGCACCGGAUCAAGGAGGAGAAUUUGGGCAUUCUUCAGCGGAUCGAAAAAGUAAAAAGCAGCUUCACGCCACGGAUGCCAUCAAGCCUUAUUCCCAAGAUCUCGCCGCGAAACAGGCUCUUGAACCAUGGCCAUUGA
Molecule: messenger RNA, 411 nt
Organism: Symbiodinium natans
Lineage: Eukaryota; Dinophyceae; Suessiales; Symbiodiniaceae
Source: the annotation of a GenBank genome assembly